Molecule: messenger RNA, 2734 nt
Organism: Pundamilia nyererei
Lineage: Eukaryota; Metazoa; Chordata; Actinopteri; Cichliformes; Cichlidae
Gene: sema3h
Product: sema domain, immunoglobulin domain (Ig), short basic domain, secreted, (semaphorin) 3H
Exons: 18
Coding region: 339-2642 (767 amino acids)
Biological process (GO): negative chemotaxis; semaphorin-plexin signaling pathway; positive regulation of cell migration
Cellular component (GO): axon; plasma membrane; glutamatergic synapse
Molecular function (GO): chemorepellent activity; semaphorin receptor binding; neuropilin binding
Source: RefSeq, a predicted model, not a curated record
GUAGAGAGCUGUCAGGCUGCGAGGAGGCAGCAGAGAGACGACUCACUCAUUUUCUUGGAGUACGUUUUGCCUCCAUCUCUGACGCGUGCGUGCACAGAUAGCAUCGCGGACACAAAGAUGGUAAAGUUUGAGUGUGCGUGCUACUUCUUACCUUCCUGUGAAAAACUGUGAAUCAUUUUAAGGAUCUGGACUUAAGCCUGACACACUUGGACAUCACUGGGACUUCACAGUUUACUUUGGCAGGCAGUUUAGCCCUUUCUCUGAGUUCUACACUGAGUUAGUGUGUCAGUUGCCAGAAUUCAGUACAUUUGAAGCUGGACUUGGACUCCCCGUGUGCGAUGAGGAGAAGGAUGCAAUUGCUGGUGGUGGUCCUGCUAGCCCACCUCGGUGCCACCUUGACAGGAGCGUGGAGAGCAUCUCAACCCAGACUGCAGUUCACACACCCUGAGCUGAUCCAGAAUGGCCGGCUGCUCACGCUACCCCUGAUGGCGGGAGACCUGCACUCCCUGCUGCCCGAUGAAGACAGGAGACGCCUUUAUGUGGCCAUGAAAGAUGGCCUUCUGUCUACCAGUAUGGAUGACAUAACGCAAAACCCACGCAAGCUGUAUUGGCCAGCCAGUCCGGACCGCGUCCAAGAAUGUCUCAUGGCUGGGAAGGAUCCAGAGCUGGAGUGUGCGAACUUCCUGCGUGUUCUGCAGCCUUUUAACCAGACUCACCUGUAUGUGUGCGGCACCGGGGCCUUCAACCCCCGCUGUGCUUUCAUAGCCACCAGCGUCUUCCAUCAGUCAGAGCAUCAGACUCUCUCCUACGGCCAGACAGAGUGCGGGAAAGGCAAAUGUCCCUACGAUCCAUUCCAGAAAACGGCCUCUGCAGUCGUUGAUGGAGAGCUGUAUGCCGGCAUCACCUCAGACUUCAUGAGCCGGGACUCUGCCUUUUUCCGUAGUCUUGGCAACCGUCGUGUCAUCCGCACUGAGCAGUACGAUUCCACCUGGCUGCAGGAUGCCCAGUUCGUGCGGGUAGCGCCGUUGUCUGAAACUGAUAAUCCAGAAGAUGAUAAGGUUUAUGUUUUCUUCACCGAGCGCGCUCAGGAGGCGGAAGGUGCUGCUGGGAAGGUGCUCUACUCCAGAGUGGCACGUGUGUGCAAGAACGACAUCGGAGGCCAGAGGAGUUUAGUUAAUAAGUGGAGCACUUUCCAGAAGGCUCGAAUGGUCUGUUCAGUCCCAGGACCAGAUGGCUUACAGACACAUUUCGACCAGCUCCAGGACAUCUUCAUCCUCCAGGGGAAAGACAAGAAGAAUCCUCUCAUCUACGGCCUGUUUACCACUUCAAGUGAUAUCCUGAACGGUUCAGCGGUGUGUGUUUACCGAAUGGAGGAUGUGGUUCGAGCCUUUAAAGGGAACUUCCUGCAUAAGGAAGGGCCUCAGUAUAAAUGGGCAGAAUUUACAGGCAAGGUGCCCUAUCCACGGCCAGGAACAUGUCCGAGCAGUACAUAUGGAAGCUAUAGCUCGACCAGAGAGUAUCCCGACGACGUCAUUUUCUUCAGCAGAACUCAUCCGCUGCUGCAGGAAAAUGUCCUGCCGCUUGGAGAGCGACCCCUCCUGGUCAGGGUGGGUGUUCAUUACAAGUUCACCAAACUGCUGGUGGACAGAGUGGAGGCUGUCGAUGGCACCUACGACGUGCUGUUCAUCGGUACAGACUCAGGACUCGUUAUGAAAGCAAUCCAUCUGCACAGGGAGCACGGCCAGAGUCAGGAGAUCACUCUGGAGCAGAUGCAGGUGUUUCAGCACAAAUCACCGGUGACAGCCAUGGCACUCUCAAAGAAAAAGCAGUGGUUGUUUGUGGGCUCCAAGGAGGGUGUGUCUCAGCUGGCCCUUUACCAGUGUGAGCUGUACGGUCAGGCCUGCGCUGAGUGCUGCCUGGCCAGGGACCCCUACUGCACCUGGGACGGACAUGCUUGCAGCCCCUAUAUGCCGACCGUGCGCAGGAGGAAUGCUCGUCAUUUAGGAGAGGAUGAGGAUCCACUGACUCAGUGUGUCAGACAGGGAGCCGGACUGCAGGUGGAGGCAGAACAAAGGGUGAUGAUGGUGGCAGAGGGUAACAGCACCUACCUGGAGUGUUUGCCCAGAUCCAGACAUGCUGCAGUGACCUGGUACAAACAGGCUGGAGAGAACAGCGCUGAACUAAACCAGGUGAUAACUGGUGACCAGCUGGUGGUGAUCGAGCGGGGCGUCCUGAUUCGUCGAGCCGAGCUGUCUCACGGCGGGGUCUACCACUGCCAGGUGGAGGAGCACGGCUACCACUGGACUGCGGUCACCGUGCGCCUCGCUGUUUGGAGCCCCUCUGCCAAUCGCCUCCUGGCUUCCUGGUCGGCCUCGUCCUAUCAGAGCGCCGGAACCCAGCCGUGGUACGAGAACGUGAUGGCACUGAUUCACCCCGGAAAGCUUGGCCAGCACUGCAAGGCUCUGGGAUACCGCCCUCCACGCAACCACCAUCGCCAUGGUGACACAAAGGCGGAGCUACACAAGGAGAAAGAGAGGCACAAGCAUGGCGGGGGAAGAGGAGGAGGAGGAGGCGGCGGAGGAAGAGCAGCGGGGAGGAAGAGCAGGAGCAAGCCGCAGCAGAGGGCGCCGAGGAGUGCUUGAACGCGUCCACGAGCGGGGGGGCAGAUUUUCAGUGACUUCAACAACUACACAAACACGCAAACACACACACACACAAAUGCACACAUGUACAC